This is a messenger RNA of Pseudomyrmex gracilis, 858 nucleotides long. RefSeq names its product protein-lysine N-methyltransferase n6amt2. Gene Ontology annotation, molecular function: protein-lysine N-methyltransferase activity; nucleic acid binding. Bases 73 to 744 code for a protein of 223 amino acids. Lineage: Eukaryota; Metazoa; Arthropoda; Insecta; Hymenoptera; Formicidae. Gene Ontology annotation, biological process: methylation. The transcript is spliced from 4 exons. The record is from RefSeq and is a predicted model, not a curated record.
CACACAUACACACACGCAUACAUACAUACAUAGAUACAGAACAUACUUUAAGUUUAAAUAAUAAUUUAAAUAAUGAGUGACAGUGAUGAUCAACCGCAAUUGAAUUCGAGCACAAUUGCUGCGCUGGAACAAUUUCUCAGAGAUAAGCAAGAACGAGAAAAUCUGCUUAAACAUAUGUGUGAAAAGGAUCAGACAUUGGAUGUUCUUCUUGAUGAAGAUUGGCAAUUGAGUCAAUUUUGGUAUAAUAAUGAAACAAUAGAGACUUUUGUUAGAGGUGCCUUAAAUUCUACAACAGAGGAUGGACAAAUUGCUCUGAUUUCCUGUCCAACACUUUAUAAGAAACUGAAACAAGAGUGUGGUAAAAGGCGAAGUUUUGUUUACAUAGUAGUACUGUUUGAGUACGACAGUCGUUUCAAGAUGUAUGGGAUGGAUUUUAUACAGUAUGAUUACAAAUUUCCUUUGGAUUUACCCAGAGAUAUGUCUAGUCAGUUUGACUUGGUCAUAGCAGAUCCACCAUUUCUUUCGGAUGAAUGUUUGACCAAAACAGCAGUAACAAUUAAAUUUUUAACAAAGAAACAUAUUGUACUCUGUACAGGUGCUAUUAUGACAGAGUUGGCUGAAAAGUUAUUGAAUGUUAAAAAAUGUGAUUUUAUUCCUGGCCAUAAGAAUAAUUUAGCGAAUGAAUUUUACUGCUACUCAAAUUUUGAGUUUGAUAAAUUUAUGAAGUGUGAGAAUAAUAUUUGAGAAUAUACACAUUUAUAUCUGUGAUAAAUAUAAUGUAUUAAUGCUAUUUUAGAAUGUGAAAAUGCAAAUUGAAUUUAACUAAUAAAUUAACACUAUUUUAUUUUGAUUCUUUAA